Molecule: messenger RNA, 336 nt
Organism: Dentiscutata erythropus
Lineage: Eukaryota; Fungi; Glomeromycota; Glomeromycetes; Diversisporales; Gigasporaceae
Source: the annotation of a GenBank genome assembly
AUGUUUGUGAACAUUUCGGGAACAGAAGGCAUGCAUGCCUAUUGGGGUCAACUAAUUCUGAAGAAGGAAUUGCCAGAAUUUCUAACAUCUAAGGAAGGGCAUUUAAUAAAGCAAUCUUGGCUUAUUACAAGAGAUCCAAGAUUGUCUGUGCUGGCUUCUAAAAAGAAAAGAGACUUCGAUUUCAAUAUAAACAAUGAUAGUGGGACUAAUGUAAAUAGAAGACUUCAUACACAAAAAAAUGAUGGAUCUUCUGUUUGUGAACAGAAAGAAAUUAUCAAUGAGAAGGCAAUAGCUUUGGAAGCUACAAAAUUCGAAAGAAAUUCUAAUAGCAGAUGA